Molecule: messenger RNA, 4530 nt
Organism: Trichoderma harzianum CBS 226.95
Lineage: Eukaryota; Fungi; Ascomycota; Sordariomycetes; Hypocreales; Hypocreaceae
Exons: 2
Coding region: 1-4530 (1509 amino acids)
Source: RefSeq, a predicted model, not a curated record
AUGCAACCUCAGGACAUCCGCCUUCGGCUGGUGAUCCGCCGCCACGGUCUCCCAGAGGUCAAGCUCUUGUGGCCAUGUUCCUGCUCCGAGGACCUCACCGUCGCGAGAGUUCUGGAGCAGGUCAACGAGGUCGUGCCUCUCGAGAGCGGCGAAUGGGGCCUUGAGGACUAUGCCGUGGAGCUUGCCGAUGAAAAGGGCGAGACCUUUGAGUGUCUGCACUUUCAGCAAGUUGGUCGCAUUCUGAAGGACGAAGACCAAGUCCUCAUUCGAUCGCUCCUCACCGAAGACUUGAAAAGGCGGCGGCUCAGCGGACGGCAUCAAAUCUCUGACGAUGGACGGCAUUUGGUUGAUGGCCUCCCUUUCGGCAGGGCUUGGCGGCGACCUCCCCAUGACCGUCCUCACAUCGAAUUACCCCCACGGAAACGUAUUCGAGUCUCUUCUGGGGCUGAGGAUGACGAGGAAGAAGAACAGUCUCCGCUAGACGCACGCCAGUUCCGAUAUAUGGUCCCCAAAAUUCCGCGCGUCAUCGACCUGAACCAGGACCAGUAUUACGACGACGAGGAUGAUGAGGAUGAAGACGAUGACGAGGAUUUAGACGACUAUGAAGAAUAUGACAAUGACUCGAGUUCAGUGUCCAACAGCCCUCCUUACGGAAUACGCCGUGUCGAAGAUAUAUUAGAAGAAAUGGAUGAGGAUACCGACGAAGAGGAAGACGAUGAGGAUCUGGAAAGGGAACUGCAAUUGCUAAGGGAAGAAGCUGGCGCCGAUAUCAACAGCCUUCAAGCAGACAACUCCAAGUCUUCUCAAUACGAAGAGGGAGAUGAUGAAACAGACUACCAGCAUGACCCAAGAGACCUAGAUCUGGGUCGAUGCUUAGAUCCAUUGGGGAAAGUUCCAAGUCCAUUCGGCAGGGCAACUUCAUCUUCAGCUGCCUCAGCUGCGAAAGAUUACACCAACGUACCUGUGGAAAUCCUCAUAACGGUAUUUCAGACGGCAUUCCCCGAGUUGAACGCAGAUAUCAGGGACAUUCUCAACCGAACGAGCAAGGAUUUGAGAAAAGCGUACCUAUCGCUUAGUAUGCUUUGCGAGCCUCUUUGCACUUUUGAUCAAAUGAUGGACGACUCUUAUUUUCAUCUCGCUCCAUUCGCUCGUCGCGAUGGGAGUGGUAGCGCCGCCAAGCCGGUUGAGCAGGGCAAGUUGCCCCCCUUUGACACUCUCAAGGGGGUAACUAAAAAGCCGAUGAUUGAAGAGGUCGAUGAUUCGGAAGAUUCUACAACAAAUGGUGUUCCAAUCCCCGCCCCAAAAUCGAGGCAGAGCUGGUUUAUGAAGGGCGACAAGUCUCCAGACUCGGAGUUUGACGAUGCAAAAGCGAUAGAGGAUUCCACGAGCGAGUCCGAAAGUGAUUCGAAGAGUGCUUCGGAGAGUGACUCGUCAAGCGACCCCAGCGAUGCUUCUCUAGACAGUGAAUCGUCAGGCGGAGAAGAAGACGGCCAGGUUAGCAAUCAUCCUGGGAUAACCGUUGUCAAUGAUGAGUCAAGCGAUGUCUCGUCAGACGAAAGCUCCGAUGACGACAGUGACAGCAGUAGCAUCGAUGCUGGGCAGAAUGCUCACACUAGCCCCAAGGAUCAGGUCGAAAGCUCGUCCGAUGUGAGCAGCAGCGAGUCUAGUGAAUCGGAUGCAUCCGAGUCUGAGUCUGAGUCUGAGUCCGAGUCGGAAUCUGAAUCUGAAUCAGAAGUGGAAGAAAUUUCGUCAAAACAACCGGUGCUGGUACCAGCUCAACAACGUUAUGCCACGAUUGCACUUCAACCUCAAGUGAAGACACCUGCCAAAGCGGAAGUCACCGGCCUUACCCGAACGCAAAAGCGAAAUGCUAGAAGGAGACGCCUCAAGGCUCUGAAAGAACUGGAUCCCGAGUCACCCAAGUUGGCAGACAGCACUGGAGAGGACGCCAUGGGCGAAGAUUUCUUAGCACGAAAGAAAGCUCUACUGGCCGCCAUUCUCGAUGAUUCUCACGCGGGUGACGAUGCACACAACGAAGCUAAGAUGGGAGAUGCUCCUUCUUUGGAUGCGGCGCCAGAAGAAGACUCGCGAGAGACUAAGACGAAUGCCCCGAAUGUAGUGGGGACAGAGGUGCCGGAUCCCAAAGAUGAGCCAGCAAAGCGCCACGCUCGUGUUGAUAUGGGUGCAGGCCGGCGACUGGUGUUUGGUGCUCUGGGUUUAAAGGCCCCAGCGAACAAAGCGGACGAGCAAAAAAUUCGCGACAGUCUGAUGAAAGAUGUUCGACCCCUUGUCAACCCACGAGUACAGAACGCCGGUGCAGACGAUGCCAACGACCAGCCGCAGGACGAUAACGAUAAAGAGGAUCCGGAUGCGUGGAGGGAAAAGAUCAUCUACAAGGCCGUGGAAUGCUGCCAUGAGAACAUGACACUCAGUGAGCCUCCGUUUCCCUUUGUCCAGCGCUGGGACCCUCAGCAGAAUUAUGGUGCCAUGAAGAAACGGAAGCGCGCAUCGGAAAACUACCAAGCCGAUACAUCCUACGAUGACUCGACAUAUUACUACGACGAUGAGGCUGAGGAAGAGUACGUGGCAGAGACCAGGAAAAAGAGCAAAAAGAAGAAAGGAAAGUCUGUGGGCUUGCAACAUGGCAGCGUAAACCAGGACGAGCAAGACGUGGUACUCGACUAUGACGAAGCACCCGCCAAGAGCAGCCAGUUCACAGAUGUGGACGACCUUCCCUCUUUGCCCAAGGAUAUCAAGGCGCUGCCUCUUCUGGAGCCCGCGUCCGCUCAGCCUGGCAUGGUCAUUACAUGGAAUCAACUGGUCAUGUCAAAAGCUACGAAUUGGCAACCAGAGAUGUUGCCCGUUACUGGUCUGAUAGUCCCUGGAGGCGAAGACGGUGCCGUCCACGUCAUUUUGGCAAGGCGAGACCGCGAAGAUAAUGAAAAGACCUACGACGAGAUCACUGGAGAGCGAGUAUACGGCAAAUUUGAGGUUCCCGACGAUCUAGAAGAGGGUGAUGAAGAAGAGGACACAGGGUUCAGGUCGCUACAGUGGGCAGAGAUGAUUGAGCCUCGCAUUCUGCAACAAACACCAGCCGAUGAAGUGGCUCAAACCUCCGCAGAUGCUGUAGCAGCGACUGUGGAGGAAGAGAUGCCGCCGGCCCAUGACAAGGUAAGCGAAUUCCAGUCGGGACAAGAUUCCUUGGAGAGCGGAUUCAGCACGGGACAGGUGCGAGCUGCUAUUGAAGAUGAUUUGAUGCACGAUUCUCUUGGCACACAAGCCAACCUAGAGACGGCUUCAAUACAGUCUGGUCAACGACUGCCGAGGCUGGACCUUUCCAUGUCUGAAGUGCAAAUAUCCACUGCCAGCAACAGCUUCGAGCACAUUGGCCACCACCACUCCAAAGUAGUAGACGCCCAAUCGGAGCACGUGCUGACCGCUGCCGCCAAUCCCCAAAAUGCAUACUCUCCAAAGCUGAAUCGUUGGGUAGAGCGUGGAGACGAGACAGCUGCUGACCAAGAGGCAGAACUAGGACCUAGCCUAGCGGAUGCCGUAGCAGAAGACCUCUCGAAUUCUGGCACGCUUGCAUCGAAGAAGACAGAGUCGUCUGAAGAUAAUGGAGGAGGAGAGGAGGAGAGAGAUGAAGAAGGACAAAACUUGACGGAUGGUGGCAACGGUGCAUCGAUAACGAGCGACUCAAACUUGGUCAUUACCUCAUCGCAGUUCAGCGUCCCGAGUGGGCGACAGCCACGAACGAGCUAUUCUCUUGCAGAGGGCGCGCACGACACGAUUAUUCCCGAAACAUUACCACAACUACGCGAAACCACACCGAUAGAGAGUCACUCAAAGUCUCAGAGCACACCAUCUAGCCCCGCUAGCAGCAGCCCGUUUCCAUCACUGGAGCAGAUAUUCAUGUCAGCUCAGCCCACACAAAGUUCCGGGAGAAAGAGAGAGACGCCUUCGUUUUCAGCAAGUCAAUCUGUGCCUGCACGGGAUGCAGAAUACGAAGAAGCGAUGCGUAAACUCGACGAGGGACAUGAAUCGGAUGUCUUACCCGCAAAGGAAGAGCCAGAGGAAGAGGCAGUAGUGGAGAGAAAACUAUUUCCUAACGCGACGCAACCACCGUUAUCCGCAUACGACUUGGAUCCAGACCUUUCUAGACCGCUGAUUUCUCUUUCUCAAUCUGAAAAGGCCAAGGAGAGCAAGUCACAAUUUGCUAUUCCGGCUGAAAGUCAGAUUAUUGUCUUGAGCUCCAGCCCAGCGUCAAGCAACGGCGUGCCUGAUGAGGCCAAUGAAUCAGACAGUGAGAAGGGGGACCCGGUGCGGAAGAGAGGUUUGCUGCCUACGGGCCCUGGAUGGGUGAGGAAGGGUCCCCGGCACGAGAGAGAUGUGUCGGGUAAUACUACGACAAAACCCGCGGUGACAGCUCCAUCUAGAGUCAGUCGGCGAAGGAGAUUAAAUACUGAGGCUCUUGCGAUGGCACCACUUGUGAGCCCCGUUAGCAAGCAUAAAGGGGGGAGAAGGAGAUAG